Molecule: messenger RNA, 10588 nt
Organism: Macrosteles quadrilineatus (aster leafhopper)
Lineage: Eukaryota; Metazoa; Arthropoda; Insecta; Hemiptera; Cicadellidae
Gene: Piezo
Product: piezo-type mechanosensitive ion channel component
Exons: 50
Coding region: 310-7803 (2497 amino acids)
Source: RefSeq, a predicted model, not a curated record
UGGUAGAGCCACGAGAAUGGUAGAACUGUCAAUCGUUGUCGUUGUGUAAUGUGUUUUUAUAGUGCACUCCUUGUGUUAAAUUACCUCGUUAUUAACUGAAUAUCUAAUUUUGUUCAUAAUGUACUUUGCUGCACGUUGAUACAGUGAAUUUCAAAUUUUAGUUGUUAUGUUUGAGUGUAGUGUUACAAACUCUAACCUUUACCAGCGAUGAUUUGGAAAAAGGUUAGGCUUGUGUUUACAUUAUGUGCACGUUUUUGGAUUUGAAAUAGUCAGAGCGGUACAUACUUUUGCAAACAGGUCUGAGUCAGGAUGGGGAGGUUCUUAGUUUGCCUGUGUCUGCAGAGGAUUCUACUACCCAUCGCCUUGAUUAUAGGUUGUGUCCUUCGGCAGAAUGGCCUCUCCUUCGUCUACCUUCUACUGUUACUGUACAACCCCAUCGCACCAGUGGCCACAGUCGAAACUAUCAAAGGACAUACAGGACGUUACCUCAAGUCAGUAUUGUUCUUCACAGUGGUCAACGCCAUCGCACAGUUUGCUUUUCAGAUUGUGCUGCUCUCCUAUCCUCCGUAUGGAAGCAUCGUGUAUCCCAACUGCAGUGAGAUGGAGAGGUUCUGCCGGUAUGCUGGGUUGGUACAGUUGAUGGACAUCCGACCACUAGACGCUAUAAGGAUCCUCACUCCCGAGGUGCUGAUGCUAUCUGUGUCUAUUCUGGUGCUGGUCAUCUGUCGGGCUCUCAACAGACGACAUCGGCUGGAGGAUGACCAGCUGCUGCCCGUCAUCGCUUCACCAACCAGCGACACGGACCAGAUCACCGAGCGUAGAAAGUACUCUCUGCUCACCAUCCUUGGCAAGUACCUGGUGCUGGCAUCGCUGUGUCUAGCUGGGAUCCUGAGGCCAUCGGUGCUCAGUGGGGUGUACUUUGCUGUGUUCUUGCUGACCAUGACAUGGUGGGCAUUCAACAAGGACUUAGGCAAGAAGUUUGCUGUUGUCUGUCGCCUUUUGUCGCUUCCUGUGGCAGGACAUAUCAUUACACUCUACCUCUACCAGAUGCAAUGGUUCCAGGAGUUCCUGCCCAGAGAUGCCCCCAUAGCUAGGUACCUAGGCCUGACAGCGUUGCAGACGACAGAGUGUGUAGACCCUAGGUCUGGCCAUGUGUCAGAUGAGGAGUGGGCAUCGUUUGUCUCCCCCAUCGCCCUAGUAUGGCUCUACUUUAUGCUGUGGUACGAGAGCAGCAUGUUGUUCAGUACACCGGCAGGGAAUACAGAUGAUGGAAUGGCUCGUCAACUUUCCGCCCGAUUGUCGCAGAAACGUCUCUUACGUAACCAGACAAGUCGAUGGCGGUCAGCCACUCGUAAAGUCAGACUGAUACGAGGUAGGGAGUCCGUUUAUCGCAAGGGAGCCAGCAGGACACGCGGACUGUUCCAGGACUCCCUGGGUAGUGUCACCAUCGCUGACUCUGGCGAGGAACACAUCAAGCUGGAGAAUGUACCGGAAGGAGGAGUGUCUGUGGCAGAUGAAGCUGAUAUGGAGGAUGACAGCCAGCCUGGCGUGCUGGAGAUGAUUUUGAACGGAGUGAUUGCAGUGGCUCAACUCAUAGCGCAGUCCUCUUACAUCGGCACCAACAUCAUCAUGAUGGCGUGGAGCAUAACCUACCACAGUUGGCUGACGUUCGUGCUACUACUGUGGGCGAUGUUCAUGUGGAUGUUGCCUAACCAGCGGAAGACGAUGUUGCGCACGUCACCAUUCCUCGUGCUCUACGCAGAGUUCCUCCUGGUGGCGCAGUACCUCUACGGCAUGAACCUGACAGACGACGAGCUGCCGACCAAGAUACAGGGUCUAAACCUCAAGCAGAUUGGGUUUGAGAAGUAUCUUCAUCUACCGGUCAAACCUCUGUUGGUCAAGACUCUUUACACAUUGAUGUUUUGGAUCACCCUGCGCCAACACAACCAAGAGAAGUGGGAGGCUCGCCAAUCAUCUGCUAUCACUGACAUGGUGGCACCUCUGCAACUUGGAGUCGGUACUGCCACCACGGCUAUGGGGGCAGAGUCUCAGACCAAGACCAACCAGUUUGUGCAGCGCACCGGCCGUGUGGUCAGGGGAUUCCUCACCAAGUACUGGAUCUGGGUAGUGGCUGGAAUACUGUUCACCAUCGGCAUCACUGGCCAACGCAUGACUGUGUUCCGCAUAAUAUACAUGGCCCUUGCACUCGUCUUCAUACUCACCUUCCAGUUAUCUUGGGUCCUUUGGCGCAAGAUCAUGUAUGGUUUCUGGUUGACUGUGAUUAUCUACUCCAUGCUCAUCCUUGUGAUGACUUACACUUACCAGUUUGACAACUUCUCGUCCUACUGGAAGACAAUUGGAAUAGACGAGGAGCUACAACUGGACAUAGGACUUGAGAGAUUUGAUACAACGGAACUAUUUGUUAGACUUUUGACUCCAACAUUCUUUGUUGUCAUCACUGUUAUACAGUUGUACUACUUUCACAAGGACUUCCUUGCAAUAUCAGAUAUUAAAAGCAGGGGCACCAGCUCUGUAAGACCUCAGUCAGAGGGUCCCUCAGACACGACGUCUGUACCCAAGUCCGAGAUGUCCAUCCCCAUGUCUCCCACGGAGAGGGAUCCCGACAUGGACUCUCCACAGACUCGCCAGUCCAAGAAGUCCUUCCACAUACUGGCUAACCUCACCCACCUCAAGUUGCACUUUGUUGGUACCCAAGUGUUGACCAGCCUUACUCAGCUGAUAGAGUACAUCUGGCUCUACCUUGAACUGCACAUGCUCAAGAUCAUCAUGCUCUCUGUCAUGCUGUUGUCUGUCUAUGAUGUUUGUGCUCUGCAUUUUGUGUUUGUCCUGCUGGCAGUGGUAUCUUUAACAUUCGGCAGCAACAUCCAAACAGUCGUCACCCACAUAAUCUCGGUCUUGGUGUCUAUCCUUCUUCUCUCCAAGAUGAUCUACCAAAUAGAAUACAUCAAACAUGAAAACUGGCAAGUCAAUUGUUCGGAGACAAACACUACCUACAAUACUGCAGAGUGGGUUGGCUUCCGCAAAGCUGAUAAUGAGAAUGGCAUCAGUCUUCCCUACCUUCUUCACGGCUAUAUAGCCCUGAUCAUGGUGUUGACACUACACACAGUAGUGACAACACGACAGAAGUACCAGCGCCACCUGAGAGGUCGCCCCUUGUCUCGUCCAGUUGUCAUGUUCCCCAGAGUCACCUACAAGGAGUUAGACGCUGAUGUGACACACUGCAUCAAGUACCUGCUCAACUUCGGCUUCUACAGGUUCGGAGUUGAGAUCUGCCUGAUGGCUGUGGUAGCCCUGAUUGGUGCCAGAAUGGAUCUCUACGCUCUCUUCUACUCUCUCUGGCUGUGUAUGCUCAUCACCCCACGUCGCUACUUGCUGUCCAAGAUAUGGACUGUGUUCAAGGUGUUCAUAGUGUUCACAAUACCAUUGCAGUACGCAUUUGUUGUUGGAUUGCCACCAAUACUGUGUGUAGUUUAUCCGUGGGAUGAUACAGAGAUACUGUUGGGGAUACAGGAAUGGAUGUUCCUUCCGGACCCCAUCCACCCUCCACCAGCCUACAAGCUUAUGUGUGACUUUGUCCUGCUGUUGCUGGUGUGUCGACAAGCAUUGGUGUUCAGGAUAGAGCAGCGCCACGACGGACACGAGUACGCUGGUGGUACCAACAAGAGCAUCAUAGACAAAGUAGAGAAGCCAGGCUUUGUCAACCCUAUACCUGACUUUAUAUCACACGCCAGGUCUUGGUUGGACAUCUUCAAGCGUAUAGUCCUGACCAGCUUCAUAUGGUUCACAUUGGCCAUAGUGUUCCUGGCAGGUACCAACAGAGUGAAUCUCUUCUCUCUUGGAUACUUCAUCGGAGCUUUCAUCUUCCUGUGGCAGGGCAAUGACCUCUACCUGCGACCCAUCAAGGUCAUCCUGCGAUGGUGGAGCUUCCUGAUAAGAUACAGUGUGACAGUUAUCCUUGUCAAGGCAAUGCUGCAGAUCCUUGGUUGUAUCUUCAUCAGAGAAAUGCAGGAGCAUGCUUGCUGGGCCAUCCAGCUGUUUGGCAUCGCUUGCAUUAAGAAGUUCGGUGGCACAGACACUUCUUCAGAUCAGAGUGAGUGCUCAGUGCCAGUGUCUGAUGUGGGGUUGGCUUGGGACGGCUUCUGCUUUGGCUUCUUGAUACUUCAACGAAGACUCUUCAACAGCCACUAUUUCUUGCACAUUGUGGACGAGGCUAAAGCGAUGGCAGUUCUCGCUUCUAGAGGGGCAGAGCUUAUUGAAGAACUUAGCCACAAACAAAUUCAAGAACAAUUGGAAGCAGAACGGAAGAUUUUGGAAAAAAUCAAGUAUAAAAUGGACAGAAUCAAGGCUUCUACUGAACGACAGAAGAUGCCUUCACAGUUUACUUACAAGGAACCGUCUAGCCACUUUACAGGACCGGGGGGUCCAGUAUUGCGACAGAAGCGUCCAGACAACUCGAGAGCCGCUAUCCGGUCUGGAGAUUACUACAUGUUCCAAGACCCGGAUGAGGAGUUGGACUUGAUAACGGAGCAGGAGGCUGAGAGCACAUCCUUCGACAGUGAAGACGACGAGGAGGAGAGAUCCAGAGGACGAGGCAUCACUGUCAGCAAGUUCCUCAGUUCAGCCAUGAAGACCGGAGACAUGGGAGCAGCAGCGGACAUGGCUCUGACCGAUGAGAAGAGAGGGAGAGAGAGAGGCGCCUCACUGUCGCCCAGGCCGGAGGGGGAGGAGUUGGCCCUUCUACGACAGAGUGGCACGGACGACGAACCCUCCACCUGGCAGAGUGCUAGCUCUGUGCAUGGCACAUCAUCUAGUCCUCUCCCUGGCCCUAGCACUUCGGGACAAGUCACUGAAAAGAGCCCUGUGGAAAAAAGGAAGAAAGAUCAGGAUGAAAAAGAUGGAGAGAAAAAAAAGAAGCGAGUCAGUAUAGUUUCAUCUGAUAGUAAAGACAAAGAAAGCAUGUCUGAGAAGUCUGAAGAGUCGUUGUUCAACAAGAUCAUAACCUUCCUCAAGUUCCUCUACGCAUUUGUGAACAGCUGCAUGGUGACGAUGACACGCUACCUCAACAGAUUCUCUCGGGACUAUCGCUACGUCAUGCGGACACUGGCUAUUGAGAAGAAAUUGCUCAAGGAGAGACAAGGGUUUGGCCAAGGUGUGAGGACUGGUUCAUCAAUGAUGUGGCAGCCGAAGCCCGGCCUCUACUCGGUUACAACAAAGUCCAAAACUAGGUUACAGUGUGCAGCUCUGCCGCUCAUUCGUAUCCUUGCCCCCAGCCUGGAGCGAGGGCUGGACUCGGAGUGCAGUCCACUCCAGAUAGAAGAGAUGGAGCAAGAAAGAGAAAUGAGUGCAGCCGAUCAACCUCCCAUCAUACGCCUAGCUUUGGCAAUAUGGUAUGCCGUGAUUUCCCACUCAGAGCUUGUCUGCUACUUUAUGGUGUUUGUACACCAAAUGAAGUCUGCUACUCUGCUGUCACUUCCAUUGCCUCUCAUGGUGUUUCUAUGGGGAACUCUCACCGUUCCAAGACCCUCAAAACUGUUUUGGGUCACAAUCAUCGCCUAUACAGAGGUGAUAGUGGUCAUCAAGAGCAUGUUCCAGUUUGAGCUGCUGCCAUGGAACCAGCAAGUUGUGGCAGAUAAUGUUCCGUUCUUCCCACCGCGCAUCAUAGGCAUUGAACGCAAACAAGACUAUGCUUCAUACGAUCUCCUUCUGCUGCUCAUCGUCUUCUUCCACAGGUCGAUGCUGAAGUCACUGGGGCUGUGGAAGACGGUGGAGGAUGUAGGCAAGAUGCCACCCGAGGUGACGUCUACCACUGAGUCCACUACGUACAGCAGCAGUCCUACGUCUCCCUCCGAUAUUCACCACAAGUCCGACACUCAUGCUGUGGACAACUGCGAGUACUUCCCAGGCAUCAUACCUCUCACAGCUGAGAAGUACCUGAGCCCUGCCAAGGGGUUCUUUAUGACGCUGUUGAUGCCCAGCGUACGAGUUACAGCAGAUGUUUACGCUUACAUGUUCUUCUGUGAUUUCUUCAAUUUCCUGGUCGUCAUUUUUGGAUUUGCAUCCUUUGGAUCGCAACAAGGGGAUGGUGGAGUGUCUCAAUACUUUGAGGAAAACAAAGUUCCGAUUGCCUUCUUGGUCAUGUUGAUUCUACAGUUUGCUCUCAUCAUCAUUGACAGAACUCUGUAUCUUCGCAAGUUCAUCGGUGGGAAGAUAAUAUUCCAGUUUAUUCUAGUCAUUGGAAUCCAUGCCUGGAUGUUUUUUGUACUUCCAGCCGUUACAGAAAGGCAGUUCAACGCAGCUCUGCCUCCUCAGAUGUGGUACAUGGUCAAGUGUUUCUACCUGCUUCUGUCAGCCUACCAGAUACGCAGUGGCUACCCUACAAGAAUAUUGGGCAACUUCUUGUGCAAGAGCUUCAACUACAUAAAUAUGUACUUGUUUAAAGUUUUCAUGGCAGUUCCGUUUGUGUUUGAGCUACGAGCUCUGAUGGAUUGGAUCUGGACAGACACUUCAAUGACACUCUCCGAUUGGCUCAAGAUGGAGGACAUUUUCGCCCACAUAUUCCAACUCAAGUGCCAGCGCCGGGCAGAAUCCGAGUACCCUCAGCCACGGGGAGAACGCAAGAACCCUCUCUCCAAGUACCUGGUGGGAGGCAGCGCUCUCAUGGCCAUCAUCGGAGUCAUCUGGUUCCCGUUGGUUCUGUUCGCCCUCGGCAACACUGUGGGACAGCCUAACAUACCUUACGAUGUCACCAUCCAUGUCAGGAUCGGUGCCUUCCAGCCCAUCUACUCGAUGAGUGCACAGAAUAACUCUAUCGCCAGGUUAGAUGAGGACAUGUGGACGUCCAUGAGUCAGGUGUACCGCAAGUCCAGAGUGGCUCAGACUUUCCUCUCCAACUACAACUACGAGGACGUCGGUGUUGUGCAACUCUCUCCUCACUCUACCUCCACCUGGACCAUCUCACCACCAGACGAGGAGAACAUGAAGAAGGAGGCCAGAUCAUCAAAUCCGAUCACCGUAAAGCUGACGUGGACAGUUUCGAGACACACUAACAACCCGGAGACUCCCGGAGUGCUUACGGAGAGUCAGGAGACGAUCCUGGAGGCUAACAACACGGACCGACAGACUCUGGUGCAGAUGCUCAACCAGACCAAUGUAGCCAAUCAUAUGGUCAUACCCAACCUGAUGCCUAAGUUCAUCAAAGUGAGCAGCACAGGCAUCGCCUCUCCCAUCACUCAGCUGAUGCAGGGUACAGGUACGCGGCAGCAAGACCAAAACCGUGAGCUGAUCACUCCGUAUCGAGAUAUAAACAUGAGACUUCGCUACGACAAUUUGAGUAAUGUCUACUGGUGGGAGCUACGAGAAAACUGUAACGACUCUACCUACGAAUCGGUGUUGAAGAACUUGCCUUGGGCCAACUGUGAUAACCUCAUUAUCUAUACCUUCAAUGACAAAGCGUUCCCCGAGGGGCUCAACAUAAUUAGUGGCAAGGGAAUCAUUGGUCUUUACACGACCUUUGUCAUUGUCCUGCAUUCGUUCAUCAGAGGGUUUUUCACAGGAAUAUCGUUUAAAAUCAUGUUUGAUGAUAUGCCUAACGUUGAUCGAGUCCUCCAGCUUUGCCUUGACAUCUACCUGGUGAGGGAGAGCGGAGAGCUGGACCUGGAGGAGGACUUGUUUGCCAAGUUGGUGUUCCUGUAUCGCUCCCCGGAGACCCUGAUCAAAUGGACAAGACCUCCGGAAGAGAUUCCACCAGAGGAAGCAGAGGAUUUACCGCAGCUGCAGCAGUGAACACAGUGACAUCGCGUUUUUGUCACUACCAUCGCUGUCUAGUAGCGACAAGCUACUAGACACGUGCAGCUGGUUAAGUUGACGUUCCAAGCUCCAACAAUGGAAUACUCUGUGGAAAUACUUUUUUCACAGGAUGGAGUUGCAUUUUAUAAGUUUCAUAAUAUUUAGAGCUAUUUUUAAAUGUCCUGGAAGAAUUUUAGCAACGGAUGAAUUUUUCAAAGUAAAAUGUAGAAUGUCAAAGGAAAUAUCUUGAAAAAAAAAUCAGUUGAUUUAUUUUUUGAAUUGAGAACACCAUAAUGCAUUAUACCAUAAACCUACUGGUCUGAAGUCAAUGGAGUAUUGUAUGUAACAUGCAAGACAGUAAUGAUCACAGUAAUAAGCUAGUACUGGCCAGCUACAUGUGGCCAACAAAUGUGUACAACAAAUAUGGUAUUCAAAGAACAUGGGACUGUAGAUAGCUUAUUAAUGGUGGAUGAUUUGUUGUAUCCUCACCGACCUCAUCCCAUCAAACAGUUCAAUCAUUUUCAUCUUACUAACAAUUUUUAAUUAAAAUAUCUUAUGAAGUAGAUGAAAAAUACUCAAAAACUUAAUGGAGUGCAAACAAAUCCAAUGGCUGACGAAAUAAAAUUAGUCAACAAAUUAUUGUUUUUAAAGCUAGAAUAAAGUAGUGAUGACUACUCAGUUGGGGCCUUUUGGGAACAUUUUGGUCCUGUAGAAUGCUAAUGAAACAAAGAUUAAAUAUUUGAUACAAUAUUGUAUAUAGUAUUUUAAGGUUACUUUUAAUUUUGUGUAUGUUCUGUGUAUGUUUUGUUAUUGUUGUGGAUGAUGCUAAUGUGUAUGUUUUUAAUUGUUAUUUCUCAGGGUUUAUUGGCUGGAAAUGGCAAGAGUUCACUAUUUCAAGAUUCUAUUUUCUUGAGGAUAUAUUCUUGAGGUCCAUUGACAGGGUGCCCCUUAAGGUGUACUUUAAAGCUAUCAAUAUACAUUCAAAAAUGUGUUAGUAAUUGGUUUUUAUUCAUACCUACUUACAUUUUUAUUUCAAUUAUUCACUCAACUAAAUAUGUAAAAAAGUAUCUUUUCCCUAUAUAAUUGUUGUCAGUGCCUCAAGUAAUGCUAAGCCAAUUUUUGGCUUUGGGUGUAAAACAAUCAUUAUACAAAAGGCACAAAAAUUACUCCUUUUUGUUUGUAAAUAAAUACAGCUUUUAAAAUAUGUUUUUUGUUACCUUAUAUGAAUCUUAAAAUAGAUAAUGCAGUUAAAUAAUAAAAUAUGGCAUUGUGUUUAUUAUUCACAAAAUUUGGUAGAUCACAACAAGUUAUUGACCUUAAAUAGUAGUAGUUUUGAGCCUAAAAGUUGUGUUGUGCAUUUACAACUUACAAGACGCACAAUCAUAUAUAGUUCAUGGAAUGCAUGAUUUUUACUUUUUAUACUUGUGUGUCUUUGUCCUGUAAAUGAGGAUAAUCAUUGUUGUAUCCAUGCUUGUGCAGAUUCUUCCUAUUGGAUGAAGGAAAUUAUUGUCUUAAAACUUGUUAUUUGUAUCAGUGUUUUCUAGAUUGUAUGAUUUUUUAAAGUUUUUUCUAAUUUUAUUUCAUAUAUUUAAUUAAUGCUAAAUCUAAUAAUGAUGUAAAAAAAACACAAAUUUUAUACUGUUGUACAAUAAUUCUUUAUUUAAUUUAUAUUAUUUCUUGUUACAAUGUAGACUUUUUAGAUAUAAGUUUAUAUUUAAUAUUUUGUUAUUUAUUUUUACAGUUACAUAUCUUUAAACGGAAUACAAAAGUGUUAAUUUUAUUGUUAUUGAUACGUUUGAUUUUAUUUAAUGCAAUUUAAUCAAACUUUAUAAUACUUACUUAGAAAGUUUAAAUUUCCAAUUAUUUAAAAGUUCAAUGUAGACAUAGAUGAAUAAAAAAAUAUGGUUUAAACUAAACAUUUUAGUGCUGAAAUUGUGUAGGAUUUUUCUAUUUGCGUAAAAUAGUUAGUUGUGGUUACCAUUUUUUUACAUUUGCUAUCUUAACUUAUUGAAAUGGUGCUCAUAGUUUCUUAGCUAUUAACAUCACCAUUUCCUGUUAUUUUAAAAUUCUAUUUAUUGAAUCAUUCCAUGGCAUGAUGUAGUUGUACCAUAAACUUACAAAGAGUCAAAGGUCUCUUUACUCUCUUUCAUGAAUUAGAAAUUGGUUUUGUGUCAUUUGAACCAGUGUUACACCAAUUUUGAAUUGAUUAAUGUUUAGUAUUUAUGUAGUUAAAUUUUUGCCUCUCUUCUUCAAUCUUGAUAGAACUAUCUUGAGACGCAGGGCGUGUUUUUUUAGAAGUCCAUACUUAAAUUGAGUAAGUUCUUAGGGAAUUGUAGUUGGUCUUUUUCUCAUAGUUAGAUGGAUGUGAUAUCUACGUGAAUUAUGUAACUGUAAAAUACAAUUGCACCUGUUAGUUCUAAAGUCAACGACCUAAAAAGUGCCUUUUUUGCCUACUUAAAUAAAAAGAUAAACUAAAUAAUUAUUAAAAAGAAAAUACCCUAAAAAUUUAUUAAACCUUACAAAAUUUGUUACAAUAUUGCAAAAUUAUUAUUUUUUUAGUGUCCCACCAUCAUAUCCUAGGACGCUAGUUCUAGUUGCGGCACUAUUACAUAAAUAAAGUCCAUUAGUUAUUGGCGGGAUUAGAACCCAGGACCUUGGGCACCAAAGCCACAAGCUCUGGGGGUCAGAAAAUAUGAAAAUCUAAUCAUAUUCAUAAAAUGUUAUGUUAGUUAAAGGUUUAAUUAUAUUGAACUUUGUCUUUCUUUAAACAGAUGAUUACAAA